UGCAAAGUGGUUUAUUGUAUGUGAAAUUAUUGGUUUUGCCAAAAUUAAAGAAAAAAAUUAAUAAUUGUGGCUUAUAAUCGUAAAAAUAAUAAAAAAUAGUUCAUUUAAUACUAAAAUGUCAAAAAAUAGUUAAAUCUAAAUAAAUAUAAUAAAAAAAAGUUUCUAAAAAUAAAAUUGGGUAAUACCUGUAUUGUAAUGAAAUGUAUCACUAUUUCACCGACGCAUCCUCUUUAUUGUUCUUUGUUGUCUUCUGUUGAAAAUAGUGAAAAUUUUGCAGUAUAGUUGAAAACAUCCAAAAAUUGUCCUAUCAACUUAGGACAAUUACAAUUGAUAAACCAGUAAUAUAAACCACCUUAUGGUUCGUAACAAAAGCACGUCAUCGGCUAAUUCGGCCAGUAAAUCUUCUACACCUAAAAAAACACAUCGUAAAAACGCUUCUGAAUCUUUAAGUUCAAAUGACGAUAUUGUAAAUAAUCAUCGUCGAGAUUCAACAUCUAGUUCUAGUACAACAAAUGAAUGGGGCUCGGUUCAUAAACAAAAUUUAUAUAUUGUAUCAUUUCCAAUAAUAUUUUUGUUUAAUAUAUUGAGAUCAAUAAUUUAUCAAUUAUAUUGUAUAUUUCGCUAUAUAUAUAGCGCAUCAAGUCGUGUAUUAUAUCGUCCAAAUAUAAUUCGUAAAGAUUGUAAUUUAGAAGUAAUUGUUAACAAAACCAGUGGAAGUACAAUUUCAAGAUUAAAUGCGAGAAAUCCUGCAGAGGAUCAAUUAGUUGCCUAUUGUGGAAGUAAUAAUAAUACAUUAAACAAUUGUAAUAAUAAAGAAUUGGUUGAAAUGUCUACACAUCGUAGUGGGCCAGGGCCAGCUGAUCCAUUAUUGGCUAAACAAAAACACCACCACCGUAGAGCAUUUGAAUAUAUUUCCAAAGCGUUGAAAAUUGAUGAAGAAAAUGAAGGCCAUAAAGAACUUGCUAUUGAGUUAUAUAGAAAAGGAAUUAAAGAGCUUGAAGAUGGAAUUGCAGUCGAUUGUUGGAGCGGUCGAGGUGAAGUUUGGGAGCGUGCACAAAGAUUACAUGACAAAAUGCAAACAAAUUUGUCAAUGGCAAGAGACAGAUUACAUUUCCUUGCACUGAGAGAAGAAGAACUACAUUUAGAAGAAUUAAGAUUAGAAGAAAAAAAUAAAAGAAGAUCAACAUCAUUUUUAACUAACACACAAAAAACUCUUCAAGUUUUGGGUUCAUAUUUAAAUCCAACUUACAUAGGCAAUACAUCAACAAAUAAGAAUUCUACUGCUGGCAGUAGCGAUACAACUCGUUCUAAUAAUAGAACUCAGUACUUAAAUAGCUCAACAACUCCGGUUUCAAAAAAAAUAACAAAUUUAAAUCUUACAAAAAGUCCUACAUCUUCUAUUGCAUCUACAACAAUUAUAAAUAGAAAUCAAAAUAGUGUUACAAAAGGAAAAGUAACUUUUACAAAUGAAGCUUCUGGUCGAAAAUUAAAUGUAGCAAACAAAAGGCCCGGUAAUUUAGGGGUUAUUAACAAAUCAUCGACGUUACCAAGGAAUUUAGGGUCAAAAGCAAUUGUUACUGGUCCAGCAGCAAUAGGUUCUGGAAAUUAUAGUGUCGUUCCGCAAAGACAACCGACGAAAACUGCUGCUACUCCGCCAGCAGUUCGAAGACAAUUCGGAUAUUCAAACAAUAAUAAUAGCUCUCCAAUGAGAAAAAAUUCAGGGCGAAACACACCACCACCGCGAUCUAGAACACCGAUAGGUGGUACACCUUCAACAGGUAGUUCAAGUAACAUAAUUUCAGUAAAAGGUGUUGAACCCAAACUCGUUCAAAUUAUUAUGGAUGAAAUAAUUGAAGGAGGUGCCAAAGUUGAAUGGUCAGAUAUUGCUGGACAAGAUAUUGCCAAACAAGCUCUUCAAGAAAUGGUUAUACUGCCAUCUGUUAGACCAGAAUUAUUUACGGGACUAAGAACACCAGCUAAAGGUUUAUUACUCUUUGGACCACCUGGUAAUGGAAAAACCUUAUUAGCUAGAGCUGUCGCUACAGAAUGUUCAGCAACAUUUUUUAAUAUAUCAGCUGCAUCACUUACCAGUAAAUAUGUUGGCGAUGGUGAAAAAUUGGUGCGUGCUUUGUUUGCUGUGGCCCGUGAGCUUCAACCAUCGAUAAUAUUUAUAGAUGAAGUUGAUUCUUUACUAUCAGAACGUAGCACUGGUGAACAUGAAGCUUCAAGACGUUUAAAAACUGAAUUUCUAGUUGAGUUUGAUGGUAUUCCAGGAAACGCAGAUGGAGAUCGAAUAGUAGUCCUUGCGGCAACAAACAGACCACAAGAACUAGACGAAGCAGCUCUAAGACGCUUUUCGAAAAGAGUAUACGUUCAGUUACCUGAUUUACAAACAAGAGAACUAUUAUUAAAACGUUUAUUAGAGAAACAGGGUAGCCCAUUAAGUACGCAGGCUCUACAUAGGUUGGCUGUGUUGACUGAAGGAUAUUCAGGUUCAGAUUUAACUGCUUUAGCUAAAGAUGCUGCUUUAGAACCAAUACGUGAACUGAAUGUAGAACAAGUUAAAAAUGUAGAUAUAAGUGCUGUGCGUAAAAUAGCUGAGAAAGAUUUUCACAAUUCUUUAAAAAGAAUACGAAGGUCUGUAGCACCACAAAGUUUAAAUUCAUACGAAAAGUGGGCGCAAGAAUAUGGUGAUAUUACUGUAUAAAUUUUUUAAUGAUUUAUGAUAAAGUUAUUAAACUUUUAUUCUUAUUAAACAAAUUCGUGAUAGUUUCUUCAUUCAAAUUCGUACGAUUAUAUUUCAAACAAAGUUCGAGUUUAAAUUAUUAUACUGUUUGUUAUAGAAGUUUCUAAAAUGUUUUAUAAAUUUUGAAAUAAUUAUUCAGAAAACUCUGCUAGAUAUUUAAUUUAAAGGAUAUCAAUAGACAAUGAAAAAAUCGAUGCACGACUAAUUUUUUUUUUGUUAUAAAUUAAUGAAAAGAUUUGAAUUGUAUACAUCACCAUUUUUUAUUACAUUAUACACUGUUUUAUAUUUUGUUUGUUCUGAACCUCAAAGAUAUUAAUGAUUACAUUAUUCAAAAAAAAUUCAUUUUAUUAUAUGAAACAUUGUUUUUCAAUUAAGAUACUUGUUAUCAUUUUAAUACACUAUUAGUACAAUGUUUUAAUUUUAUCAAAAUUAUAUAUAUGUACAUGUAAUGCAAUAAUAUGAAAAAAAAGAAAAAUUUAAAAUAUGAAGAUUGAAAACGAAUUCUUAAAAGAGCAUAAACGAAACGAUUAAGUUACCCCUAGUAACCUUCCCUGUUUUUGGCCACAAAUAUAGUAUAAUAAUAUUUACAGGGAUUAAAACAUAAUAAUUUAAAAUAAAUUACCUUUGUAAUAAUUGAACAAUAAUAUUUGUAUAUCAUACCUAUAAUGUAUUGUUUGAAUAUAAUUAAGUAGGUAUUAAUUUUUCAAAGCUAGUCGGCUAAUAUUAAAAUUCUAUUGAUUGAAAUAUUUUUAAGAACUUCCAAAAUUAAUUUAAUUCAACGUUUUUUCUAUCAAAGAAACAAUUAAAAACUACUUAUGAAUGUAAAAAUGUUUGAAAGGUAUCAAUAAUGAUUUGCAGUAAACGGGUAAAUUUUCAUUUUGAUUAUUAAAUAUUAAAGGUAUUGUACAUUUUCCUCGUUAUAUAAAUAUUUUUCUUAGUUAUUUAACUAAAAAUUUAAAAUUAUAACUAAAAUUGUUUCUCGAAAUUGACAAACAAAAAAUGUUUCUGGUGGUAAACGAAACGAAAUCCGUUAGAUAUAAAUUUGUGUACUACAAAAUUUAAAAAUUGAUUUUUUUUUAAUUAGAUAAAUCAAUUAUUAAAAUAUUUAUUCAAUUUUAAAAUGAUGAAACUUAUACCAAAAAUAAAAAUAUUUUUCUUAUAUCAAACACUAAUUCUUUUAGCAGUUACAAAAGCCAAAGUUACGAAAAAAACAAAAACCAACAAUCUUAAAAAUUAAAGGCAAUGUAAUUUAGAUUUCGAAUUGUGCAAAUAUAUAAUUUAUUUUGCCUUUAAUUUAAUACUGCAGCGUUGUUCAAAGCUAAAUGAACGUAUCCGCAAAUUCUUUAACGUCAAAAUUUUGUUUUCAGUUUGCAAACUGUCUGAUGUAUAAAACUUUUACGGACAGAAAUGUAGUAAACUUUUUACUUGUAAUUGACUUUAAAUUUUGUUCAUCUGUAAACGUCCAAACAAAAAAAAAAUUUCUUGUAGAUUUAAAAUAAUUUUAUACUUACAUAUUAAAAAUUAACAAAAAAAAUAUUUUUAUAUUAUUUUUAACGUAAUGAUAGUCACUCAAUACAUCAAAUUUAUUUACUGAAUUACUACGUCAGACUGUCUGCAUGUAAAAAAAAAGAUCUACAAUUUUGACGCUUAAUUGACUUUUUUCAAACGUUUAAGAAUUUAAACUUUGACUGAAAGUAAAACGCAGUAGAGUAUUCGUAAACUCAGACAACUCAGAUUUUGUAAAAUUUGACGUUUAAGAAUUUACCAUAUUUAAUUUUGUUUUAAUUUUUUGUACAACUAUUUAUAAAACAUGUAUCUAUUAAAAUUGAUUGAGGAGUUGACAUAGUUAAAGCACAUUAGAAGUGAAUUAAUUUCAAAUGUACAAUACAACCUUAAAAUUUACAAUAAAUUAUAUUUUGCAAAAUAAGCGAGUAAAUGAUUUGCACAAUUUACAUCAUCUACAAGUUUAAAGACUGUAAAAAUAAUUUUUUUUUUAAAUGAAAAAACUUAAUACGAAUCUUAAAGCAAAUUUAAAGAAUUGUAACAAAUGAGAUAUGCAAUUACAUUAAAUAACAAUUAGGACUAUGGCUGUCUUGUUAAAACAAAAGAUAUAUAAAAAUUUAUAUUAUAUAUAAGGAAUUUGAAUUUUUAAUUUUUAAGAUUUUGUAAACUUUUUUUAUAGAAUUUAUUACUGAUAAAAAAUAAAUCCCGUGUAAACCAAAUAAAAACUAAAAAAUCAAAAGAAAUACAAGGGGACAGACAUGGAAUAUAUAAAUUUUUAAAAAAAAAUACUGUUUUAUUUAUAUUUGCGAUUAAUAGAAACAAAUUUUAUUUACCAUUAAACUAUUUUAAAUUAUUUAGAAAUUGUAGAAAUUAAUGUACAUAAUAAUAAUAGUCUAUACAAUAUUAUACUUAGAGAACUCGCUCGUAAAAAAAUGUUUUAUUUUAUUUGAAAAUAAAUUCAUUACAACAAUAUUAUAGUAAAUAUUUUAAGCAUUUUUUGUCAUUUAGUACCAUAAUAAUUAUUUCCUUUUUUUCUUUUACUUAGAAUAUCAUAAUUUUCAUGAUAAUAAUAGAAUAAAAAUAGUUAUUGUAUACUUUCUUAAUUGUAUAAAAAUUAACUGCAUAUUAUAUGGUAUAACUUUAUAAAAUUUUCUUUAAAAAACUUGAAUAAAUUAUAAUAUUUAAAUUCUAACAAAAAUGGAGAAAUAAAAGAAAAAUUUAAAUUUGAAAGAAUUUAAAUAUGUACACAUUUAAAAAUUAUUACAAAAAUUAAAGUUAAUUUUUUACUGCAAAAAUAUAAUAAUUAUUAUACACAUAAUAUACAUAUAAAUAAAAUAAAUACAAUAAAUUAUUAAAA
Molecule: messenger RNA, 5606 nt
Organism: Condylostylus longicornis
Lineage: Eukaryota; Metazoa; Arthropoda; Insecta; Diptera; Dolichopodidae
Gene: spas
Product: spastin
Exons: 6
Coding region: 356-2707 (783 amino acids)
Cellular component (GO): microtubule cytoskeleton
Molecular function (GO): microtubule severing ATPase activity; ATP hydrolysis activity; ATP binding
Source: RefSeq, a predicted model, not a curated record